AUGGCGGCGCCCGUCCUGCUGCGAGUGUCGGUGCCGCGCUGGGAGCGGGUGGCCCGCUCCGCCGUCUGCGCGGUCGGCAUCCUGCUCUCCCUUUACGCUUGCCACCUGGAGCGGGAGAAGGGCCGCGAUCUCCACUACCAGGCUCUGUGCGACCUCAGCGAGCGGGUCCGCUGCUCCGCCGCCAUCACCUCCAGAUGGGGUCGAGGAUUCGGUCUAUUGGGUUCCAUCUUUGGAAAGGACAGUGCAAUAAAUCAGUCAAACAGUGUUUUUGGACUCGUGUUUUAUAUACUACAAAUGCUGCUUGGUAUGACAGCAAGUGCAGUAGCAGCUCUAAUCCUCAUGACAUCCUCCAUAGUGUCUGUAGUAGGGUCAUUGUACUUGGCAUACAUUCUGUACUUCGUGCUGAAGGAAUUUUGCAUUGUCUGCGUGAUCACAUACUUGCUGAACUUCAUUCUCUUUAUCAUCAACUACAAACGACUAGUUUAUUUGAACGAGGCCUGGAAACGGCAACUCCAACCCAAACAGGAGUAACACCUGUUUGAACUUUUGACUGACAGUCUGAAGAACCAACUUCCAUUAAGU
This is a messenger RNA of Indicator indicator, 582 nucleotides long. RefSeq names its product vitamin K epoxide reductase complex subunit 1 like 1 (gene VKORC1L1). Gene Ontology annotation, biological process: vitamin K metabolic process; peptidyl-glutamic acid carboxylation. The coding region runs from base 1 to 531 and encodes 176 amino acids. Gene Ontology annotation, molecular function: vitamin-K-epoxide reductase (warfarin-sensitive) activity. The transcript is spliced from 3 exons. NCBI's taxonomy places the organism in Eukaryota, Metazoa, Chordata, Aves, Piciformes, Indicatoridae. The record is from RefSeq and is a predicted model, not a curated record.